CUAAAUAUUUACUUGUUGAGGUUAUGUCUACGUAAAUAAUUGUUAAACUUUAAACUAUUCGCCACUUUUUCGUCAAAAUACCAGGUAACAACAAUGUCAAGUUUGGAAGUCUCCGAAGACCUUGUUGAUGUAAAGCCAGUCUCGAAAAACCUCCACAGUUGCCAAUCGUUUCUCCUCAUGGUAAACCACGUCAGACCUCACCCUUCGCCCCCUCAAAAUUUCAACUGUGAAAACUCAACCAUCGAAAACUUCUCCUGCAAAGAUUGCAACUUUGUCACGAAACUGACCCUAGUUUUCAAGCAGCACGUCCAGGAGUGUCACAGUCUUAAAAAAGACAAAGUGCUACAUUGUAACCCCAUCCGCAACUACAUUUGUAGAAAGUGCACCUUCGAAACAAACUUCUCACUGAAGUGGCUCCGGCACACCACCAGGUGCACCGAAAAGAGCCCCCCUACGUACAACUGCGACCAAUGCGACUGCAAAUACAAAUCCAAAUGGUACUUGAAACAACACAAAAUCCUCAAGCAUUUAAACGACGGCGAAAUAUUCUGGCACCGGUGCUCCCAAUGCCCCUACAAAACUUACCUCAACUCGAACUUAAAAAAACACAUAAACAGCCAACACUUGGACGCUGAAGCCAUCAAGUGGUACGAAUGCGAAAAGUGCCCCCACAAAACCAAAGAAAAAGGCGACUUAAAAAAACACAUCAACGCUCGACAUUUGAACGACGAAGACAUCAAGUGGUACAAAUGCAAACACUGCCCCUACAAAUCCAAACGAAACUAUCAAUUGCGAAGCCACAUAAACGCGCACCAUUUACAAGAACAAGACAUUAAAUGGUACAAAUGUGGCCAGUGCUCGUUCAAAACCAAACACAACCACAAUUUAAAGAACCACAUCAACGCGUGGCACCUAGACGAGCGCAAUAUUAAAUGGUACGAGUGUAAACAGUGCCCGCACAAAGCUAAGACUAACUCGGAUUUGAAAAAGCACGUCAAUGCCAAGCACCUGGACGACGAAAACAUUAAAUGGCAUCAGUGCGACAGGUGCCCGUUCAAAACCAAGCGGAAGUCGUCGCUGAACGUGCAUUUGAACGCGUACCAUUUAGAGGAAGAGGAGAUUAAAUGGUACAAGUGCGAGAAGUGUCCGUUUAAAGCGAAGGUUAAUUAUUCGUUGAAAAAACACAUCAAUGCGCGACAUUUGGACGACGAUGCCAUUUGGCAUGAGUGCCAGAAGUGUUCUUUUAAAACUAAACACAAGUCGUCGCUGCGGAGUCACGUCAACGCGCACCAUUUAAACGAACGGGAUGCCAAAUGGUACGAGUGCAAUAAGUGUUCGUUUAAAAGCAAACACGAGUCGUCGUUACACAAGCACCUGAAGGGACACAAUUAGCGAAGUUAAUUUAUUUGUAGGCGAUUUAUGUUAAUAUAAAUAAAAUUAAA
This is a messenger RNA of Zophobas morio, 1442 nucleotides long. RefSeq names its product zinc finger Y-chromosomal protein 2-like. Bases 94 to 1392 code for a protein of 432 amino acids. Gene Ontology annotation, molecular function: RNA polymerase II transcription regulatory region sequence-specific DNA binding; DNA-binding transcription factor activity, RNA polymerase II-specific. Gene Ontology annotation, biological process: regulation of transcription by RNA polymerase II. The record is from RefSeq and is a predicted model, not a curated record. The transcript has 2 exons. NCBI's taxonomy places the organism in Eukaryota, Metazoa, Arthropoda, Insecta, Coleoptera, Tenebrionidae.